This is a messenger RNA of Notodromas monacha, 816 nucleotides long. The record is from the annotation of a GenBank genome assembly. Lineage: Eukaryota; Metazoa; Arthropoda; Ostracoda; Podocopida; Cyprididae.
AUGUCGCGAUUCUAUCCCGUUCUUCACAUUAAUCGUAACUCUUUAUUGAAGCGGAGCAAUGGAAUGGAUUUUCGAUCGAAGGUGAUCAUCGGCGUUGGAGCUAUUAGCGUCUUGACUGCGUCCUACUGGGUUUACCUAUUCAUCAACCACCGUCGAAAAUCGAAGCGAGAUCAGGAUUCGGAAGAAAAGGAAUCCACCGACGACCCGAAAGUCGGAUCACCCACGAGAACGCGUUCGGAAAACGUAUCUGUGGAGGAAGCUCUGCAACAACUUCGAUCCUUGACGAAGCGCACUAGGCGAAGUGCGAACAAAGUCAGGGAACUGAUCACAAAAGAGGAGACAAAUCUUUUGAGAGCAAAACGAAGAGGAAAUGUUGAUUUCGCUGCCAUUCAUGAAGACAACAUCAAACGACUCAAUAGCAAAUUCAUUUACGAUACCCAACUGUCGGAGCGGUUGAAUGGUGCUGUUACCAAGAUUGAAUCUCACAUGCGUGCAAUGAAGGACUUGAACGAAGUGAAAGCACUGCUUCAACGAAUGAUGAUGACUUUGGACGAAGAAGAGGAAAAAUCGGUUCUAAGUUCAAUCACGGAUUUGGAACGUGAGCUCGAGCACGUCGAAGUUUGAAAGUUCUUUUGUGCCGUGUGAUCUGAAAUGUUUCAGCGACACAAUUCCCCAUUUUGUAGUGCCUACUUUUAUUUUCGCGUUUAUGCAAAAUUUUUGUAGAUCAGCCCGAAGUUAGCCUGAUCCGAGACUGCGCUUCCUUUGUAUUGCCUCUAAAAGCCAAGGAAACCUGACAUCUGAGCUAUCGAGACGAAU